Lates calcarifer (barramundi perch) is the source of this 2218-nucleotide messenger RNA. It is a transcript of the gene znf622, whose product is annotated as zinc finger protein 622. The transcript is spliced from 7 exons. The record is from RefSeq and is a predicted model, not a curated record. Gene Ontology annotation, cellular component: preribosome, large subunit precursor. The coding region runs from base 175 to 1593 and encodes 472 amino acids. Lineage: Eukaryota; Metazoa; Chordata; Actinopteri; Centropomidae. Gene Ontology annotation, biological process: ribosomal large subunit biogenesis. Gene Ontology annotation, molecular function: nucleic acid binding; zinc ion binding.
ACAACCGGGAGCAGUAGGUGGCGGUAGUGCUGCUGAACAACCGCCAAAGAUCAGCACGAAGAAGAAGUUUACCCUCGUGUGGUGCAGUGGGUCCAGCAGAGGCAGAGACACGCGAAAAAUUAGAUUAAAAACACUUUUUUGGGAGAAGUCAGUUCACCGGAUAAGUGAGUGGUCAUGGCCUCCUACACUUGCAUCAGCUGCCGAGUGGCUUUUGCAGAUGGCGAGGUGCAGCGAGCGCACUACAAAACCGACUGGCACCGCUACAACCUGAAGCGUAAGGUGGCCGACAUGCCACCUGUCACCGCUGAAAACUUCCAGGAGCGCGUCCUGGCUCAGAGGGCCGCUGCCGAACAGCAUCUGAAUGACGCGACGGUCACAGAGGGCUGCGCCGUCUGCAACAAGAAGUUCUCCAGCGCCAACGCCUACCAGAACCAUCUGCAGUCCCACAAACACCAGCAGGCCGAGAAGCAGGCCCUGCUCGCCGCCCAGAGGAAGGUGGAGAAGAUGAACGAGAAGAACCUGGAGAAGGGACUCGGUGACGAGAAGGUGGAUCACGACGCCAGGAAUGAGGCCCUGCAGCAAGCCCUGAGAGAGCAGCAGAGGCCGAGCCCGGCCAAGCAAGCCAAGGCCCAGACGUCAGAGGGAGCGACGAAGCAGAGGACGGAGAGGCCAGACAAACCUCCGCGGAUGAUGUGGCUGGAGGAGCAAGCCAAGAGGCAAGAGAGAGAAGAGGGAGCCACAGCUGAGGAAGAGGAGUGGGAGGAUUUUGGUGAGGACGAUGAUGAUGAUGAUGAGAUGGAGGAGGAUGAAGAAGAGGAAGAGGAGGUGAUGGAUCAGGAGGAAGGAGACUCUGCGGCUCCGUCUGACCCCCACCCAGCCGCUCUGCCCGGCUCCAUCCCCGUCACCGACUGCCUCUUCUGCUCCCAUCACUCGAAGUCACUCAUGAAGAAUCUCACCCACAUGACCAAAGUUCACAGCUUCUUCAUCCCCGACGUGGAGUUCCUGGUCGACCUCAGGGGCCUCGUCCGUUACCUCGGAGAAAAGGUCGGUGCUGGGAACGUGUGUUUAUGGUGUAAUGAGAAGGGGCGUUCGUUUUACUCAACAGAAGCAGUACAGAGUCACAUGACAGACAAAAGUCACUGUAAACUCUUCACAGACGGCGACGCUGCUCUGGAGUUCGCAGACUUCUACGACUUCAGGAGCAGCUACCCCGACAGGAAAGAGGGAGAGGAUUCUGAAAUAAACGAUGAAGAGCUGCCCGCCGACAAGAACCUGGAGUACGACGACGAAACACUGGAACUGACUCUGCCCUCAGGUGCUACGAUCGGCCACCGCUCCCUCAUGAGGUACUACAAACAGCGAUUCGGAGCUCAGCGAGCGGUGGUUCUGACCCACAAUAGGAACGCUGUUGGCAGAGUCCUCCGGCAGUACAAAGCCCUGGGCUGGGGAGGAGAUGGAGGCAACAGCUCCCUCAGUCAGAAACAGAGAGACAUGCAGUACGUACAGAGGAUGAAGUCAAAAUGGAUGCUGAAGAUGGGAAUGAGCCACAACGCCACCAAGCAGAAGCACUUCAGAGCCCAAGUCAUGUUCUAAACUCUGGUCUACAAGGAACUGAAUAUGGUGCGAAAUGUGAUGUGGACUGGUUACAUCUUUGCUGUUUUCCAUCCAGCAAGACUUUGAGCACAGAAUCAAGUACAGCUGCAGAAGUUGUGGUUGCUUGUUCCCUGGCAGAAAGAAUUAUCAAACUUGUUGAUCACCUCAUAUCAGUAACGCUCUGUUGUGAUUAAAGUAAAUACAUCCAUGUUGAUUUGAGGUUUGACAACAGCAGCAGGUGGAAAUCUUCACCAACUUUACUUCUGAUAAUUUUUGCAUGAAGAGCAGUAACAUGACCUUUUCUUCCCAAAUUUCCAAAUGUCUUUAAUGUUACAUCAAAGUGCAGAAAGCGUAGGUCCACAGUAAAUCAGCUUGAAAUUGACUUGUGAUAGGAAUCCAGCUGGAAAUUACAUCUCAGCUUUAACUGCAAAAACAACCACUUACGUGGAGAUCAAGGGCAUGAAUCACGUUUACAAAAUUACUUUUGAAACUAUAUUGAUCAUUUAAAAUCUAAAAGUACUAUUCAGUUGCAUAACACUGUUUUUUUAGACUAAUAACAGGAUUACAUCUUUAUGAUUCAGCAUUCUUGUAAUACAUCCAACUAAAUAAAUGUGUUUCAUAUUUA